GUGCACCAUUGCAUGCAUUGUUUCCAGCGCAGAGAUAGCUAGACGAGAGGAGGGACUCAUCUACAUCGGUCCACGAAACCCUAUCGUAUUUCUGAUAUUGUCCCAUUUCUGUUGGAUCAUUCAGUCCAUUGCAGGGAAGACUAGAUAAAGAGGAGGACAAAAUGGGUACGUUUAUUGGCCAUGCAUUACCGGGAGCAUUUUUCAUCAUCGUUUCCAUCUGGUGGAUAAUCCAGUUUGUGUACACGAAGAUUGUCCUAGACAACGGCCGCCAGCGCCCGCGGUCUCGGCUGAUGUACUGCCUACACCGAUUUCCCAUUGAAGGGUCUUUAAUCGUGUUUGGAGGCGUUGUUGGCUUCAUUGCUGAGAUGAUGUAUCCGGCUCCAAAAUGGACGCUCAUCGACAGUGAGGGUCAUUGGAAGCAUCAAGUAGAAUGGCAACACGUAACCAUGUACACAUACUUUGCACUUUAUGGUGGGAUUAUGGUGAUGGGGAGAAGCUGUGUGCCGUCCGUAGCUGGGAAAUACGAGAAAGCGUUUGGUGCUCUUGCAUUUGCCGUCGAGGGUUUCCUCUUUCAUUUCCAUACCCAUGGCAGGAGCGAUCUUGAUGUUCAGCUACAUACGAUGCUGGUGGUGGCCAUCUUUAUAUGCUUUCUGUCAACAUCAGCAGAGGCGUGGCGGCCGAAGGACACGUUGGUGGAGCUUAUCCGGAUCCUAUUCACGUUGGUGCAAGGCACUUGGUUCUGGCAUGUCGGCAUCGUCCUCUAUAUACCACCCGGUGGAGAGCCUUGGGAUCCAGAAGAUCACCUCAACGUCAUGUUCACCACCGUCAUGUUUACAUGGCACAUUCUUGUCGACAUGCUUGUACUCUUCUUUUUCUACGGCAUCACAAAGCUGGCUUUGAAAAUGUGUGGCUUUUCGUCGGUCCGGUAUUCCCAGAUGAGCAAUGGUCCCGAAGAACAUGAAGUUAAACUCUUGGGAAACAACACAGAAGCAGGAAAUCAUCUUCUCAGAGGAAGUGAAUCUGACUAAUAACGCAUUUAUAGGAAGUUGGAGUUUCAAGUAGCAAUUUAUUUCUGUAUACUGUAUUUAGGUUAGAUCACUUAUAUGUACAUGUAAGUGCUCAGUACUUUCAGCUGUGUCGUGUUUGUAGUUUAAUAGUACUAUUGUGAGGGCUGGAAGGACAUUGAUGUGUAUUCUUAUGCCCUUCUGGCUCAGAUGUCCAGUACUUUUGAAUUUUGAUCUAAUUCUAAUUCAUGUGCAAAUGUUUAUUUCAGAAUUGUAAUGAUAAGUAAAGUACUGAGCUAGAUAUAUUUCAAAGCUCUGCAAUAUUAUGAUUUUAAUGUGGAGGAAGUGAUAGAGCUAUAUGAUUUUAUUCUAAAUUCCGGAGAUAAAACUUUAAUAUAUUGUACUUUGCUGAAUGACAAAAAUUAAGGCUGCAUUUGACUGCAUUGGCCAAGAGGAUUAUUGGUGAGGUCAUUGUAAUUUGUAACAUUAUGUAAAAAUUUUGCACUACAGGUAUCCAUGCAUUAAAGCUUUUUCUUUUUUUUUAUUAGGCAGAUGACUACAAAUGACUUAUGGAAAUGAGGUAUUAGAAAAAAUCAAUCAAUUUUUGUUUCAUCACUUCUUCACGCUCAGAAUAAGCAAUUUAUCAAGUUGACAUUAUAAUGUUCAAUGUGUGGUGUGAAGUUUUGAACAUUUACAAUAAUAUUAUUAUUAUUGUUUACUACCUAAGCUACAUGUAUUACAUGUGCUAGCUUUAUGGAAUUAACAUGACCAUAGUUGCAUAUAAAUUGCACCCUCCCACCCCCCAGAUUAGAAGAACAGUGGUUUUUAAACACAUUUCGCAUGUACAUGUAUAUAGAUAAUGAAAAUAUGGUUUUCAGCUAGAAGAUAGAAUUGCCUGAAUUAAAUCAAGCGGUCUGCCUCACAGGCUCGCAGUGGUAGACUUCCAUCAGAAUUGUGAACAAUGUACAUCAACUUGACCCUAUGGUUGACCUACAUUCAAACUGCCACAUUCAGGGAUAGAGCUACUUUUAGAAUCUCAACAGAAACUUUAAUAAAUGCUCAGUUGCAGAAAAAAAGAAAAACUUUUGCAAAGCCAGUAAUGUAAACAUAAGUUACAAUGUCAUGCUUGUGCCGUUAGAUUAGGAAUUAGCUGAUUUCAGCCUGCUCUCUACAGUCCAAAGGUUGUUUUGCAUUUCAGUACCAGUCACAAUUCUUUAACCCACUAUUACCGUUAAAACCAGAGAACAAUAGAUAGUGAUACUUGUUAAUAUUCAACUAAACAGCAUCUUAUACAUUGUGUGAUGUUGGUACAUUGUAAUUAAUCUGCAGUGAAACAGAUUUUGAAGUGAAUACAUGUACAUGUACAGAUCAGGAAUUACCAGUACAAUGUACUUUGUGUGAGACUUGAAAUGAAAGUUCAAAUUUAGAUAAUGUAGAAGAAUAUAAAAAAAAAAAAGAUUUUGAAAAUGAGCCUGCGAACACUGUAUGUGAUGCUAAAACAUUGACUCUGAUAUUUACAGGUAGAGUAUUAAUGCAUUCCAAUAUGGUCUAUUGCUUGAUUUGAUCCACAUGUAUUCAGUUUAAUUUGGAUUAUUGUGUAUCAAAGGCAUUUUUAUUGGUUGAUCUUUGCCCUUAUUGGAUGCGCUUUUUCAUGAUAAUAUGGCACUAUGUCACAGUGUACAUAAUUUACACUGUAGUACAUUCAGAUAACUUGAGGAUAUCCCAUCAUCUCAAGGGGAUAGCAUUUGAUUCAAUCAUUAUUUUAAUGGAUUCAUUGAUAUCAUUAAUUGCUUCCAAGGGAUUUUUUUUUUCUUUUGCAAUAUACAAUGUAACUUUCAUCCUGUGUUGAAUAAAACUGGACUACUGCAACCAAAAAUUUGUUACAAGAUACACAUUAAAAUUUAUCGAAACAUUUAAAGGGAUACCAAGGGGUGUAGAUCAAGUUGGUGUAGAUAUUUAUAUCUGAAUAAAUAGAGUAAACUCACCAAGCAAAAUGAUGGCAAUUUCAUCAAAAUCGGAUAGCAAAUAACAAAGUUAUUGAAUUUUUAAGAUUUGCAUUAUUCAGGUAAAACAGUUCUAGGCAUAUCUUCAUGAAUAUUCAUUAGGUGGGCUGAUGAUGUCAUAUCCUCACCUGUUCUUUUAUAUUAUAUGCACAUGAUUAUGACUUGCACUAUGUGAUUUAGUGUGUGAAAGUCUUUCACAGAUGAACUUAUAUGGUCCAUGGCAUGACCUCUGUCAGUGUCAAGUGUUUCAUUAGGAUUUAAUUACUUGUCAAUCAUUUUGAGUGUUAUAACAGAUAAUAUCUUAUGUCUGCUGGUAGUUUUAUGGAGUAAACCAUUUAGUACAUACAAGCUACACGCUGUACAUUCAUGUGAGAAUCUCAGCAUGAUCAGAAUAUGAGGCAGCGUGUCCCGGGGGGUCAGUCAAAUAUAUUGCUGUACACAUGCGUGACCAAAAAGACGCGUUUAAAAGGUUUUUUUUUUUUUCAGUUUUGGACGCGGGCCACGCGUGCACUUGUUUGUAAGGGUAUCAAAAAUACAGAUUUUCAAACUAAGGGGUGGUUUUGAAAGACUGGUCAAUGGUCAAUCGCAGGGUCAAACGUACAUGUAUUUAGGGUAUGUUUUUUUUUCCAAAGCUUUUUUCCCUGGGGCUUUUUCCUUGUUUCUGAAAAGUGUUUGGGUUCUUCCCGAUCGUUAGCAACGACCCUGGGAAACGGGGGAAACUUGUUUAGGGGUCAUAAUUAUUCCCAUAUUCUGGCGACAACUUGUUUAGGGGUCAAAAUGUGUAAAUGAAACCCGCCAAAAAUUUGUUUAGGGGGUUAUUUUGCGUACAGAGAAAAACUUGUUUAGGGGGUGUUUGAAAAUAAUUUGGUCAUGUGUGUGUACAGCAAUAUAUUUGAUAUAAUACUCUGUGGAUAAAAAAACACAUGUACAGUACAUGUAUAUGGGUUUAUGGAGCUAUGGGAGUAUUAUUUUGUUUCAUUUGUGUGUACAACACUCACAUCUUUUAUUUUGAAUCCAGUACUGCAAACACAAGGUUGGAAAAUGGUAUUACUACAGUACCAGGAGAAGUUGCGAAAUGAUUGGGAAAAAAUUAUGUGAAGUGCCCUUAUUAUUUAAUAACUUGGUUAUUUGAUAUAUGAAAUUCAUGUACAUGAAGCUGUUUGCCUUGUUAAACACUGUGUUGGUAAACUUUCUGCUUUGAUGACAGCGCCCAACAAAUAAACACCCAAAUGUACAUGUACCGCACAUGAAACCAAUUAUAAUCAAGGGUGCACAUUUUUUAUGGUGAUGAAUGCAUUUUAGUAGUUGCAAAGUAAGUUUGAAGUUGGUUCUUGCUUCAAUGAGGGAAUUUUAGCUACAUGAAUUCACUAUUGAAAGCAUGCAUAAUAUUUUCUCCUAUCAACUUGCUGUUUAUGGAGUUGGGCUUGACCAUUCAAUUUCUCAUCUCUUUGGUAGCACCCAUUCAUUAUGUGCAUGGGGACAUGCAAUCAUGCAUAACCUUUAAAGGUCAAGUCCACCCCAGAAAAAUGUUGAUUUGAAUAAAAAGAGAAAAAUCAAACUAGCACAACACUGAAAAUUUCAUCAAAAUCUGAUGUAAAAUAAAAAAGUUAUGACAUUUUAAAGAUUCGAUUAUUUUUCACAAAACAGUGAUAUGCACAACUGAGUGACAUGCAAAUGAGAUAGUCGAUGAUGUCCCUCACUAUUUCUUUUGUUUUUUAUUGUUUGAAUUAUACAAUAUUUCAUUUUUUGCAAAUUUGACAAUAAGGACCAACUUGACUGAACCAUAUAGUAUUAAAACAUGCUAAUUCCACAUGGUCAGGGAGGAAUUAAUUGUUGUUUCACUUGGCAAUGAGGAGAAAAUCAGAAUAUUUCAUAUUAAUAAGAUACAAAAGAAAUAGUGAGUGGAUGACGUCAUCAGUCUCCUCAUUUGCAUACAGACCAGGAUGUGCAUAUAACUGUUUUGUGAAAUUAAGCGAAACUUUAAAAUGUCAUAACUUUCUUAUUUUACAUCCGAUUUUGAUGAAAUUUUCAGCGUUCUGCUAGUUUGAUUUUUCUCUAUUUAUUCAAAUCAACAUUUUUCUGGGGUGGACUUGACCUUUAAAGAGAUAUUGGCAUUGAUGCUCAGACAAAAAGAAAUUUAGGUUGAAUAGUUGUUGUUUGAGCUUGGAUCUGCAUGGAUCAGGAUAAUUUCUUCUAUGUACAUGUAUAAAUGAACCACCCAGUACAAAGUGUAUUGACAUAUUCUAUACAUGUACAUGUAGGCCUCCAUGUGCUUGUAGUCUUCUGAUUAUUAUAGAAUGUGACUGUGUGUUGGCCUUUAGUGGAUGCUUUUCACCUCAAUGCAUUUUUACAGUAUGUACAUGUACAGCAUUUUACAAUCGGUUAUAAAAAGGAGCUUCAAACAGUUGAAGCUCCUUGAUUGUACAGUGUUUGUGCUGCUGUGCAUGUACAUUGAUUUUAUAACAUCUUUAUCUUAUCUGGGUAGUGUUGUUUGUGCACUGUGAUCUAGAAAGACAUUAACUUGCAAUUUGCUUGCAUUCGGAAUUAAGGAUGCAUCUUGUGCAGUCUCAAUGUUUAUAUCUUAUCACCUUCUAUAUCUCCUUACAUUCUUUUUCAAUCUACUCGGGGAUAAUUAUGUCAUUACUCAGGCCUGCAUUAAACCUACUGCAAACAGAGUCUUAAGCUCUAUUGUUGCAAUGACUAUGUUGGCUCAAUAAAGAGGCCAUCCAGCUUUACAUGUGGGCCUAUACUGUACAUGUACAUAUGUAGAUCUAUAUCAUAUAUAAAGAUGUACUGGUUAAGUACAGUCUGGAGGUUCUAUUUUAACCAUGGAAAUGUUAUUCCUUGGUUUUCCGUGGUACAAUUUGAGUGGAUGCCAUGAUGUAGACACAAAGAGAGUUUGUAUUUUAACUCCAUGUACCAUCUGGUGUUUGUAAUCUCUUUCUCAUAGAUAAUGCAAACAAGCCAUAUGCAAAUAUGGUUUCAAAAGUAAAUAUCCAAGCAAAUCCAAUCCAAGAAUUUAAAGAGCCAUUGUUUCAUUAGUGAUACCUAUUCAAAGCCACUGAUAGGAUUGACUGAAUUUUACACCACAAAAUGCCUGGUGUAUAAAACAUUGACUCUUUGUAAAGAAAUCUGAAAAAGGUAUGUAAAUUUGAGUUCACUUUGGACAGUGGGUUGUGUCCAAGGAACUAUUACCCCAUCACAAAUUUACCAUCAAAUUGUCCAGAUUGGAUGCAGUUCAAAAUAUUGUGGCUCUGCAAUAUGUUUUACGAAUGCAGCAAGGAAUUGUGUAGCUUAUCAUCUUGGUAAAUAAGAGCAGUGCCUGUGUGUGGGAAACGACCUUCGACCGCAAAAUAAGCCAUAUUAUUUGAGAACAUCGUUCAUGGUUUUCUUUUAAAAAUGAGAUUGGAUGAAUUUUCCUAAAAGGAGGGCUUAUUUUGGCUUUUUCUGGGACUGGACUCUUCAUCAUGUUCAUUAAUUGGAACAAGAUGUAUCAAAGGCAGCAUAUGAUACACCUUGAAUCAUGACUCCACUGUACUAUUACAGCAUUCAACUCACUGUGUGCUAAAUUAUAUGAAAAUUGUCUGAAAAGGGUGUGUAUUUUUGAGCCUGCUUUUACAUGUACAUGUACAUAUUAUUCACCAUCAUACGGUAAAUAAUGCUGGAUACUGUGGCCUUCUCCAGUUGAGAAGUUUUAAUGUACUUAAAGCAUAGACAGUUUGUAUUAGUAUGGAAUUGCACACAUCCUAUGAGAUUGAUCUCACUAUAAAGCAAAACGACCAUUGUGUAGCCUACCGUUCUAGUGGCAUUUCAGAGCCAAUCCUUUUUAUUAAAUUAUAGACAUUUUAUUCCAACUAACAAAAACACAUUAAUAUAGUUCAUGACGAAAAAAGGUUUGUGCUUUUGGAAAUCAUGCACAUUUGCACAAGAUUUAAUACAUAACUGAACAUACAUAUACAAGACCUAAGAAGGUUAAAGAAAGUUUUCUUUUCAUGCAAGCCAAAGUUCAUUCCUGCAGGGUGUCCUGUUAAGAUAAAUGAGUGAAAUACUUUCACAUUUGAUUAUGGGUGAAAAAUAUGCCUGAUAAAAUAUUAAUGAAAUGCUCGGUUGUCACGAAACUUGGUUCAGUGUUGAAAUAAUAAUGAUUAUAACAGUAUGCCACUAAUAGUAAUAUAGUGUUUGUCACAACAGAACAACACCUCUAUAGCACUUAAAAUAAUUGAUUUAUUUCUGUCUAGGUUCUGCAUGCAAUGGCCCAUGUACUGUACAUAGAUCAUAAAAUGAAGUGUGAUUUGUUAUACUUUAAUACAGUUGGGCUUUGAUGGAUCAUAUUUAUUUUGUGCAAUGUAUACAUGUAUGUGUUUCUUUCAAUAAUACAUGUACAUAAACCUUUGAAUUCACUGUGUUACAAUGUAUUAAAUGUGGGAUGAUUGCAAGAACACAGGGCAAAUCAUCAAUGACACAAAGAAAAAAACAUCUCAGUUAAAAAAAAUAUGUUAUCUUGCAUAUGCAAAAGAAAAAAAAAUAUCAUGUAAGAGUAAAUAUCAAAACUCAAAACUUUUUUCUUUGUUGGUUGAUGACCGUAUGCAAUUACAUGUAUAUGUUUGAUAUUUUGAUGGAUAAAAUAAUGUAUUGCAGCACUGUACUUAAAAGUAAAUGUGAAUGAUUUAGCAAAUUGUCAUUGAUUGAAGGUUGAUGAAUUGAUUUUAACAUUGUUUUAUACAUACAUGAGCAUGUAUGUAUUUUUGUGAAUUCAUUUCUUUCCAUUCUUUUAAAACACUUGUGUAUUCAAGAAUAAUCACACAUAUGCAAUGAAUUUUGUUGAACUAUGAUUUGUAUGAAAAUUGUGUAAUUUGAUAUAUUAUCAGUUGCGAUAUCAGGCGAGACUCGUAGUUCAUGAACCAAUGUUCAUUUUGGAAAAAAAAAAAAAGUAUACAAUGGAAGAAAUGUGCAGCCCUACAUGUAUCUCUAUUUACUUUGUAUAUACUUGUAGCAUUCCUUUAUAGAGUACUUUUACUUAAUUUUGUGAAGUCAUAGACUAACAGACCCACUCUUUACUGACCGAUGAUGUGUUGUUCGGAAUAAUUUAGCUUUGAUCUUGGUAUGUGGUUUAUGUGUCAUUCUAAACAGGGAUGCUGGAAUUGGAUUACAAUAUAACAGUAAAAUUGGCAUUGAUUUCAUGUUUGAUAUUAUGUUAGGAUGUUGUACAUGUACAUUCAUUUUUAGUGUACAUGUACAUGUAUUAUUGCUACCAUGGACCUACAUGUACACUGUUUUUGUUAAGCAAAGAGUGUUACUUUAAAAAAAGGGGUGCUUGUUUGAUUUUAGACUCUCCGUCUAAUUACAUGUAGUGUUGAGUUGCCAAAUCAAUGAAUAUGAUUAUAAGCAUUUUCCCCUUUAAUGGUAAUUGUACAUGUACAAGUGAAAGAAAAAUGCAAAUAAAACAGUUUCAGUAUUUUUAGCUCAUUUUACCUCAAAACUGAUUAUUCACAAUUCAUAUGAGUGCAUACCAAAGUCAGAUCAUAAUAUAGAAGUAUUGCAAGUGUAUGAAUUCAGAGCACUUUAUUUGUAAUUAUGCAGAAAAUAUUCUCUAAAAAUAAUGAAGAUCUAUAUUGGAGCUCUAUAGAAUUUUAAUGUACUAGAUUCAGAUUGGAUUGUUUGUAUAUAUGUGUACCUUAUGUAUUGUUAUUCAUGGAAAAGAAUUUCCUUUUUCUUAAUUGUGACUUCCUCUAUAUUUAUUGUCAAACAUAAAAGUUAUAUUUUGAUUGUGAUACAUAUUACAUUCUCUCACAUGCUUGACUGUGAGUUAUGUGAUUAUGUUUUUUGUGUUCAUGUAAAAAAAUAGGGGAUAGUUGACAAGUAAUUGAAGUUCAAGAUUGAUUUUAGUUUGUCUUCAAUUAUCUGUAUGGCAGGCCAUCAAAGCCAUUAAUCGCUCAUGUCAGUAGUACAUUUAUUUGUCUCUCAACGGGAUAUGUGAAGUGAAUUGUACACUCUAGUUGCUUUAAAGACAAAUUUCACUCAAAAUUGAUGUUACAAAAGCAUGGAGUUGAUUCAAACUACAUGUAAAACAAAGUGAGUAAUUUUUUAGUUGAUUUGAAUUUUUUUGAAUUUGCUUUCAGAUCAUGCUUUGCCUUUAAAAAGAAAAAUGAAUCUCUUAAAUAGCCAACAUGGUUGGCUAUUUAUAACUUGCUCUUUCUGAUUUACGUUUGACUUUGUGAAAUUUGACUCCAAUCUGAGUCCACUUUUUCUCCAUGACUAUGUUUACAGAAUUAUUUGAGUGAAAAUUCUUUAAAUAGCAAAGAAAGAAAAGAUUAUCGGGUUCUACCCAAGACAUUAAUAUAUUGAAUUUAAACAAUUAUGAACUUCAUAAUGUCCAUUACAGAUGCAAAAUAGAAAGCAAAAAUCCCAAGAUUGAUGUAAUGAUUGUUUACUAAUUACUAUGUAAAAUGUACAUGUAUUGUGUCAGAAUUGAAUUUGUUUUCUUCCAUAAAUUGGGCUGCGAAAACGACAGUAUUUCAGAGUUUGUUAAUGAUUUUGUCUCUUGACAGGCCAGUUUUACAAGAUGAUUAGAUCAGUCACUGAUGUUGAUAGCUUGCAUUAUGUUUAAGUUUAACUGGAUAGUUAAUAUUGAGUUUCUUUCUUUUUAUCAUAGAAUCCUAAAUAUAUGCUGGGUAGUGUGGGUAAAGUGUGUUUGAUUUUUAAAUGUUUGUGUUAUGAAAUUUAUUUCCUUCCACUUUUUAGGAACUAAUUUAUGUUUUGGCUUUGAGGUAUUUUUUUUUUUAACAAUUCGGAUAUGAACUAUAAAUGUUUAUUUAAUUGUUAUCAUAAUUUUGUUUUAUACAUGAAAUAAUGAAAUUAAAUAUGUGUUUUCUUUCACUGUUAGGCCUGUAUAUGACACAGCAAGAGUGUGAAACAGUGCAUUUCGCACUCUUUGUAUUACAAUUUUAUUAUUAUUUUUUUUUUUUAUAAUUCUGUUUUUAUUAUACAAAUUGAAAUAAAUCACAAAAUUUACAAAUGAUUAAUAGGUGAUUGCAAAUCACAUAAACACAAUUUAGUUACACAAAAAAAUAACAACCAUAAUAAUAAUACAAAAAAAAACCUACCCACUUAUCCUCCCCCACCCCCCCCCCAAAAAAAAAGGAAUGUGGCAAUGUGUUUGGUAAAUAAAGUAGACAAAGCAAAAUAUACAAGCUAUGAUUAUGAAGUGGUUUCCAAACAACUAUUCAUAGGAUUAAAAAGCACAACUGGUUAUCCAAAUAUUACAAUUUUAUUAUUUUAGGAGCCAUGUCAUGAUCUUUUGAGAACAAAGGACAUAUUGUUUUUUUUUCAAGGUUUUUAUUAGAACUAUGUAAUGAUACAUUUACUUUCCCCCGUGAUGGAAAUUAAUGUCUUUAUGAUUGAACCACAUAGCAACUUAAGGUGUUGGAUCUGAUUAUGUUUUCCAUUUUCCCAUUGAUAAAGUCUAGGGAGUAGAAUGAAGCAUGAUAAUUUUUACUCUAUAUUCAUCUCUGCAUCAGCAUGUUCAGUGACUCAGUCUGAUGAAGAAAAAAAUUGUAAAGUCUGGUUUACACAAAAUUGUAUGCAUUCAGGCAGUGAUUUAAAAUCAGAUUGGUUCCAUUUUUAUUGAUAUGGAAAUCAUAAUGAUUAUGAUUAAUUAACUGUAAAUUGUGAUUGCUUUGAUUAAGUACUUUUAUUUAAAUAUUAACCAGUCUAUGGCCCUUCAACACACAAAGAAUAUACAAUUGAUUUUGAAAUUAAUUUUAAUGCAAGUUUAUGAUGAAGCACAUACAAAAGCUUGCAAUUUAUGGUCAAUAUUGACUUAUCUUUCUGUAAUACAGAUGACAUGACCAACUUAGUGACGAAUCAGAAUGUUUAAAUUUCAUCAACAUGUGAAAAGAAAAGUCCAUUACAUUGUCAACUGAAUAAACUUGAACAAUCAAUUUCAUUUGCAAAGCAUAA
Lytechinus pictus (painted urchin) is the source of this 10966-nucleotide messenger RNA. RefSeq names its product transmembrane protein 45B-like. The transcript has a single exon. The record is from RefSeq and is a predicted model, not a curated record. The coding region runs from base 162 to 1028 and encodes 288 amino acids. NCBI's taxonomy places the organism in Eukaryota, Metazoa, Echinodermata, Echinoidea, Temnopleuroida, Toxopneustidae.